AUACAGUAGAUUUUUACGGAGUGCACUGGAGAAGCUUUAGGGCGGAGAGAGACGGAUGCGGACGGACAUUGUGAUCCCUGAUAAUAGCCUACAGAAGAGAAGAGAUGCUCCACUGGGAUUAUUUUAAACCUCCGUGUUGACCUCUCAUCCCAACCCGAGGAGCAGGAACAAACACGAUUGUGCUUCAGCGAUUCCCAGAAGCUAAAUACUUAGAAAUAAAUGCUGCCAAUUACGAUUUAAAGCACCGAGGAGAGAGGUUAUAAAUAGCAGCGCGAAGAGGAAAUGGAGCGUUUUCUUCGUGCCUGGAUGAGGAAUGUUGCGAUCCAUUUACAGUGACAGACAUCUCAUGUGCCUCGUAAGAGUUAUUUUAUGGUUUAACCGCUGUAAUAGCAAUUGACGGUGAAUUUGUGCACAAUAUGGGGAGCGACAGUGAAAUACUGAACCGGGAGCUGUCAAAGAUGUCCGAUGAAGACUUGCUGUCUUGUUCUAAGGAAGAGCUGGUGAGUCGACUCCGCAAAGAAGAAUCGGAAAAGAUGUCCGCUCUCAUACAGCGCGGCCGAUUAAUCAAGGAGGUCAAUAAACAACUGCAGGGACAUCUGCUUGAAAUCAGGGAACUCAAAGUCAUCAACCAGAGGCUGCAAGAGGAGAACCAGGAACUUCGGGAUCUGUGCUGCUUUCUGGACGAUGACCGUCUGAAAGUGAAGAAGCUGGCCCGUGAGUGGCAACUAUUCGGCCAUCACGCUGCUAAAGUGAUGCGCGAAGACCUCGGCGGAUACCUCAAGAAGCUCGCCGACCUGGAGCGGAUGCAGGACGGUCUGGUGAAGGAGAACCUGGAUCUGAAGGAACUUUGUUUGGUGCUCGAGGAAGAGUGCGUGAGUAGGAGUGAUUCCAGCCCGGGCGGCUCCACGGAUCUCAACAUACCGUGUAUGGUGGCCCGGGACGUGGGCGACGGGAGCUCCAGCACCGGGAGUGUUGGCAGUCCAGACCAGCUGCACUUGGUGUGUUCACCAGAUGACUGAAGGAGAGGAGCAGAGCCAUAUUACUUUACCCUUCUCUCUUGAUGCUGAGACAGACUUUUUAUGUCUACUAAAGUAGUUUACAUUUUCUGACAACGACAUCUCAGCUAUUUCGUUGGAAAUAGACCAAGACUUCUAAAGUAGGCUAGUUUACUCAUGGCCUUUUGAUGCCAUAAAUACAGUUUCUCUAUAUUUCAUCGAUUAACAUUUUAUAGUUGGCAGACCUUUUAACACUUGAGUGAAAUUAUUGGGUGCCAGGCAAAACAGAAUUAUUUUUAAGCUUUAAGGUGACAGACUUUCCUUUCGAAAUCAGUCCUCCUGCUAAGAAAUCCAGUUUAAAGGGACAGUUCACACAGAAAUUAAAGUUUUGUCAUAAUCUACUCCCACCGAUGUCGUUCCAAACCUGUAUGACUUUCUGCUGUGGAAUACAAAAUAAUUUUAUUUUGAAGAACUGUUUUUAUCCAUACAGUAAAAGUCAGUGGUGUCCAAUGCAGAACUGGACCCUAUUGACUUUUAUCAUGUGGACCAGAGAUUUGCAAACGGGGGUUCACAAACGCCUGGGGGGUUUUAAGGGAACUGCAAGGAGUUUGUGAGUGGAUGACAAGCUAAUAGUUAAUUAAAUAAUAAAAAAUAAAUACGUUUAAAAUAAAAACAGCCCAAAGUAAAACUAAAUAACACAUUCCGGCAAAAUAUAUGUGACCCUGGACCACAAAACCAGUCAUAAGGGUAAAUUUUUUGAAAAUUUGAUUUUUACAUCAUCUGAAAGCUGAAUAAAUAAACUGUCCAUUAAUGUAUGGUUUGUUAGGUCAAUAUUUGAGAUACAACUAUUUGAAAAUCUGUAAUCUGAGCGUGCAAAAAAAUUUAAUAUUGAGAAAAUCGCCUUUAAAGUUGUCCAAAUUAAGUUCUUAGCAAUGCAUAUUACUAAUCAAAAGUUAAGUUUUGAUAUAUUUAAGGUAGAAAAUUUACAAAAUAUCUUCAUGGAACAUGAUCUUUACUUAAUAUCCUAAUGAUUUUUUAAAUAGAAAAAAAAUUAAAUAAAAGAAGAAGAAGAAAAAAAAUUGGGCAAUCACUGGUGUGGCAUUUUUCAGAAUAUCUUCUUUUAUGUUCUGCAGAAGAAAGUCAUACAGGUUUGCAAUGAACAUGAAUAAAUCCUUUUUGAUUUACGUUCUUUUUAAGAUGGUAGGUCUGUUUUUGCAAGAUGGUGACUGGUUUUUACCUGGUCUAAGCUAGUUGAAAAACUAGGUCUACGAUGGCCUUCCUUCCACCAUGUUCCAAAAGCUUCAGAUUUUCCAGCAGGCCUAUUUAUUGUAUUAGUAGCAUUAUUUGAAUGUAUAAUUUUCCAAGUGUUGCAGGAAUGUUUCCUCUCAUCUCUUACAGGGAUUGUAGAUAGGGGCAAAAAAAUUAGUUUUGGGGUUGACAUUUUAAACAACAUUGGGAGAAACUAACCAUACUGCUAACUUGUACCAGGUUUUACUGUGCACUGAUCUGUUCACAGGCUGAUGUUUCUCCUACGAUGCACUACGACAGGGCUGCAAUGAAUCUUGAAUCUUUAGAGAUUCACAUUUUUACUAAUUAGAGCCAUAUACUAUGUUGUGAUCUGUUUAAGAUCAUUUACAAAAAGCACUGAAUCUUUUUCAGCAAUGGAGAGGAAAUGGUAGUAUCAAAGGAUUGUGGAAAGCAAAGCCUCCAUUGUAAGCAGAUCAGAUUUUUUGAUGUAAUAUGGCUACAUCACGGAGGCCCAAGAAUGAUUCACUGGAAAUGCACGUAACUAGACCACGUUUUUACAAUAUGAGAUUGUUUUUUUUUUGUUUUUUUCUUGUUUGUUUUGAACUGGACAGUAUAAUUCACUAGAUGUAGUGACAUGUGCUCCACUAAACUAUGUUGCUGUGCUCUGCACUGAAUCCAAAAUGAACUAUCUUUUGCAUUAACCCCACUUUAACUACACAGCUGUACUGUACAAAGCUUUUUGUGUUCAGUUGUUGCUUUGACGAGACUUUAAUUAAUACACACUGAAUUGACACUGGUGUUUGGAGGGGAAAACAUUGACAUGUAGUUUUAAAAUUAUUGUGCUAGAUAUUGUUAUUAUUAUAGUCAUUUUUGUUGUAUUUGCUGCAUACUACAAGGCCCUCCUACAUAGGAUUGUUCUGUUGUACAUGUUUUAAAUCCAAAUAUAUGAUCAGUAUUAUUUCAAUGACUGCAGUUUUAUAGCUAAGACCCAGCUCUCUGAUUGGUUAGCAUUUGUUUUGUUUCAGGCUAUGCUCAUUGUGAGUGAGAUAGCUUUAAAUACACUUGACUGACACACCA
Onychostoma macrolepis is the source of this 3320-nucleotide messenger RNA. It is a transcript of the gene ccdc85b, whose product is annotated as coiled-coil domain containing 85B. The transcript has 3 exons. The record is from RefSeq and is a predicted model, not a curated record. Gene Ontology annotation, cellular component: nucleus. NCBI's taxonomy places the organism in Eukaryota, Metazoa, Chordata, Actinopteri, Cypriniformes, Cyprinidae. Gene Ontology annotation, biological process: negative regulation of DNA-templated transcription. Bases 417 to 1019 code for a protein of 200 amino acids.